ACAGUCCUCCUCUUCUUAACGAUGAUUGGUCCAGACCGCCACAUGUCCGUUUAUCCAAUAGCAUCUUCCGCUCGCGUCACGUGGUCUUUCAAGACCCGGAAAACUUAUGUUGCAGGCUUUGAAAAGCGUCAGACACCUGCAGUCCAUUGCAAUGAAACACGCAGUUUCAGAGCUUUGUGUCCCGGUCCCAUGGGGAGAGCUCAGAGGGAAAGUCUGGGGUCCUGAUCACGGUCGCCCUGUGCUGUGCCUGCACGGCUGGGCUGACAACUGUGGCACAUUCAACAGCCUCAUUCCCCUUCUACCCAAAGAGUGCAGAUAUGUGGCGGUGGAUCUGGCGGGUCACGGUCUGUCGUCACAUCGUAGUCCUGGAGUUUUCUACUCUUUUCCGGCGUAUGUGAUGGACGUACGCAGAGUUGUUGACGCUCUGCAGUGGAGCAAAUUCUCCAUCAUAGGCCACAGUAUGGGUGGUAACGUUGCUGGAAUGUUCAGUUCACUGUAUCCUGAGAUGGUGGAUGCUGUCGUACUGCUGGACUCAUAUGGAUUCUUUCCUACAGAUAAGAAAGAAAUGUUGAAAGUGAUGAGGCAGGGGAUGGAUCAGAUGGUUCAAUUUGAAAAAAUGACGGAAGAUAAGAAGAGAAGAGUUUACACUUAUGAAAAUGCAGUAGAGAGGCUGAUGGCUGCCAACCCGACUCUGUCUGAACGGUCUGUGCACAUCCUUUUAGAGCGAGGUCUAGUUCAAGUUGAAGGAGGUGUGAUGUUUACCCGAGACCUCCGUAUUAAUCUGAAAAAUAUAACGCGCAUCAGUUUGGAACAGAGUCUGGAAUUGCAGUCGGGGAUUCAAGCCUCUGUUCUAGUUAUUCUAGCAGAGGACGGCUUUGAGAAAAUGUUUAGUGAACCAGAGCAAAAGAAAUUCACAUCAGCAAUUCUCCAGGCCUAUAGGGACAGAAAUCACGCGGUGGUGACCGUACCAGGUGAUCAUCACGUCCAUCUGAAUGAUCCUAAAGCUGUCGCUCCACUUGUGUCUGACUUCCUGCAGACCAAAGUGUUGACACAGCCAGCCCGACAAACAGCUGAACAGACCUCGAAGUUAUAGCAAACACAAAAACCAUUGGUUUUGCCUUAAGUAAUAUUACACUGCUGAUUUUAACAUAACAUUUGUUUGUAUUCAUAUUGUACUGUUUACACUCACCUUGGUGCUAAAACCUGUCAACCAGCUAUGUAAGCAUAACUCAUGUUACUUUUGCUGAACGCCUAAAGUAUUUAAUGCAUUUUAAUAGAUAUUUAAUAGCCGCUUGUCUUUAACUCCGGAGGGUCUGUGAAAUAGUGAAGGGGGUUGUUGGGUAAGCUGAAAAGACAAAUCAGCAAAAAAACUGCCAAAAGAGCUGAGCAUCAAGGAAGGACUCAGCCAGCCAGUGCCAUUAAGCAUGGCCGUUCACUGUGUUUACCUUCGUUAACUCUCCUGAAUUGAUACCAAGCUCCAUAACCACACAGACCUUUACACACAUCACACUGGUCCGUUACAACUCUACUCAGUCAGAGAUUUCACCGCUCUCAGUUGAGAUGGAUGGCAAAGCGCUGCGGUGUUUUUCGGUGAUUUUCAGCCUGCUUCAGCCUCACAUUGUUGAAACGGAGCAGCUAAUAUCGGUAGCGAGAGCAAGAAGUUAGCAGACUGCCAAGACUGCACCUUUCUCUCUGCUCUGCAUCAAGGUUGUGUCCCUAAAGCCCUGCCCUUGGUGAAACAGGGAGAUCAAAGGAGAGGACAGAAAGACAGCAAAACGCAGUAAAGAUUCACUGAGCUGAAAUGGAAACACUGCGCUUCAUUUUGAAGGAUUCUGUUAUUCUACAAUAUUAAAAACAAAACAAAUCUCUUAAUCCUACAAUAGAAAACUGAAUACCUACCCAACGAACAAAUAUCCAAAAAGUUAAAGGUUCAAAAAGUCAACAUUAGCUUUGUAAAGAUAGAUGGCUAAGCUGUUGUAUUGGACUGCAUUAGAUCGUACAGGAGUAAUAAAGAUCUUAGUUAUUUAGACUAUGCUGAACUCUAUCCUGAGCUUGGUGUCUUCCUGCUGCCCUGCAGUUCAGACUGCUGUGUAUUAGCAGGCAGAAGGUAUAGUAUUACCUUGUAGCUGCUGUCUUUGAGGAUUGUUUAAAAUGCACAGGUGUCUUAGAAGUCCGCUGCCUGUUGUUAAUAUUUUAUCAGUUGCUCAGUUUCUCUGAAGCGUGUCCUCAUGUUUAAUCCCAAAAGGUAGCAGGCUGUGGGAAGAAAGAGUGUGUACCUGAGUGCCACAGUGGGAGCAGAGGAUGAAUAUGAACUCAUCAAGUACUGUCACACAGUAUCUUGUUUACAGCAUUUAAACUAUGUUAAUAAAGGCUUUUAUUUUGGA
Perca flavescens (yellow perch) is the source of this 2384-nucleotide messenger RNA. RefSeq names its product serine hydrolase-like protein. NCBI's taxonomy places the organism in Eukaryota, Metazoa, Chordata, Actinopteri, Perciformes, Percidae. The transcript is spliced from 13 exons. The record is from RefSeq and is a predicted model, not a curated record. Bases 107 to 1093 code for a protein of 328 amino acids. Gene Ontology annotation, cellular component: membrane.